This is a messenger RNA of Echinococcus granulosus, 537 nucleotides long. RefSeq lists its product as hypothetical. The transcript is spliced from 7 exons. Lineage: Eukaryota; Metazoa; Platyhelminthes; Cestoda; Cyclophyllidea; Taeniidae. The record is from RefSeq and is a predicted model, not a curated record. The coding region runs from base 1 to 537 and encodes 178 amino acids.
AUGGAGCCUUGCAAGCCAAUCUUAGAAAACUUCGUGAGUAUUUAUGAAACCGCAUCUUCCUCGGAAAACAAAAAGGAAAACAAAACAGCCAACGUGUAUCGUCCACCACAUCUUAAUCCAGUAUUUUAUGAUGGUGAAUCAGCAGGUCCGACAAAGAAAGUCUCCAGAGAAAAACGUAGAGCAGCCAAACGGCUGCUGGAAGAUGAUGAUAUAGUGAAGGAGGAGGAUUUGCCAGUUGAAAUUUACUAUGGCUCCUCCAACACAGACGCGAGAUUCCUUGCUAAAAUGCGGGAACGAGAAAAAUAUGAGGAAGAAAACUUUACCCGCGUUUCCCUUAAUAAACGGGAGCGACUGAUGCAAAAACGUCUCGAGCGCGGUGAAUUUCUCGGUACUAGUGCGCGCAUAGAUCACAUUAGAAAGUUGCUUGAAAGUUCGGAUGACGAGGAGGAAAUGAAUCUGAUUAAUCUCAAGAAGAAAAAGAAGAAGCCUAGAAAAAACAAACAAUGGAAGGGUGGAAAGAAGUAUAGGAGACGCUGA